Nestor notabilis (Kea) is the source of this 890-nucleotide messenger RNA. It is a transcript of the gene GTF3C5, whose product is annotated as general transcription factor IIIC, polypeptide 5, 63kDa. Gene Ontology annotation, biological process: transcription initiation at RNA polymerase III promoter. Gene Ontology annotation, cellular component: transcription factor TFIIIC complex. The record is from RefSeq and is a predicted model, not a curated record. The transcript has 8 exons. The annotation marks the transcript as partial. NCBI's taxonomy places the organism in Eukaryota, Metazoa, Chordata, Aves, Psittaciformes, Psittacidae.
GGAGGGAUACAACAACCCCCAGGUGUCUGGUGAGAACCUGAUUGGCCUCAGCAGGGCCCGUCGCCCACACAAUGCUAUCUUUGUGAACUUUGAUGACAAAGAAGUCCCAGCUAAACCACUGGAUGCUGCUGUACAGACCUGGAAGAAAGUGUGCACAAAUCCUGUUGAUAAAAAGGUGGAGGAAGAGCUGAGAAAGCUCUUUGAAGUCCGUCCUGUCUGGUCUCGGAAUGCAGUGAAAGCCAAUAUCAGUGUCCACCCAGACAAGCUGAAACUUCUUUUGCCAUAUUUGGCCUAUUACAUGUUAACAGGUCCUUGGAGAAGCCUAUGGGUUAGGUUUGGGUAUGACCCCAGAAAACACCCUGAAGCAAAGAUUUAUCAAGUACUGGACUUCCGAAUUCGCUGUGGAAUGAAAUACGGUUAUGCCCCUAAUGACAUGCCCGUGAAAGCAAAACGCAGUACAUAUAACUACAGUCUGCCCAUCACUGUCAAGAAGCCUGUAAGUCACACAGUCAGUGUACAUGAUCUGAAACAGGGGCUUGGUACAUCCAGUGCCUCCAGUGCAAAAAGGACUGCCUCCAGCAGGUAUAAACUGAAGGAAUCCAUCUAUAUUUUUCAAGAAGGAGCCUUACCCCCUUAUCGGCAGAUGUUCUACCAGCUCUGUGAUUUGAAUGUGGAAAGCCUACAGAAAAUUAUCUGUCGUAAUGACGGCACAGAGUCAGAAUGCACAGAGCGGGAUGGGUGGUGUGUUCCAAAGACUAGCGAUGAGCUGCGAGAUGCCAUGUCUCUGAUGAUAAAGCAGAUAAUCAGAUCCACAAGACCUGCUCUUUUCUCAAAUACAAGAAGCAGUGAAGAUAGUGAAGAGCAGCUAGCGUAUGAGUCUGCAGAGGAUG